AUGGGAAACCAAUGGUUAGUUCUCCUCCUGACCCUAUCCUUGGCAACUUUUCACGUCAAAGGCUGUUUGGAGUGUGACCCCAAAUUCAUAGAGGAUAUUAGGGCCUUGCUGGCAAGUGUGGUCCCGCAGCCGGAAGUCUCUGGCAGAACUCAACUGCUUGAAAGGCACUUUAAAUCUUAUGGUUCGUUUAAGGUCUCCCACAAGGAAAAGAUGCUUCCGGUGUUAGCUGUUUCAAAGCUUGUCAAGUUGAGAAUAUAGCUGAAGGAUGAAUUUUAUACUGGAAAUGAAGCAUGGAAAGGUGCUGAUAGCUUCCAAGGCAAGCUCCUCAAUGUCUGCCAAAACCUGGAACUCAAGGUGAAAGAAACACUAAAGGACUUCUCUGAAGUUGCUUUUUCUGAAGAUCGCAAUGUGAUUGAAGUUCCCAUCCUUGAUUGUUGAAACUGUCUUCUCAUCUCCACCCAGUGCUUCAAAGGAGAAUACUGUGGAGAAGAUGAUCCAAGGGAGGCUGAGAGUCAAGAAAUUAUAUUGUUGAUAUUGCUGACAGAAGCUGCGGUACUGGCAAGUGCUGUAUUACUUUUGGAUUAUCUUUUCCUCUACUCUGGCUACUAUAUCUGUAUAUCUCAUCAGAGGAAAAUGAAGACAACACAAAGAACACUAAAGCAAUUAUAUUUGGAGAAGAAACUUGAAGAAUUGGUGAGGAAGACAGAUAAGGAGAGGGAGAAAAAUAUUUUGGAUCUAGAAAAUAAAUAG
Messenger RNA from Fukomys damarensis (Damara mole-rat), 750 nucleotides. RefSeq names its product IZUMO family member 3 (gene Izumo3). The record is from RefSeq and is a predicted model, not a curated record. Lineage: Eukaryota; Metazoa; Chordata; Mammalia; Rodentia; Bathyergidae.